AUUACUUUGGCAAAGUAAUGCUCCUAUAUUCCUAUCUUAUGUCAUUCAGGAGUUCCCCAUGUUUGAACAUCUAAGGGUAAUGGUUUUUGAUGAAAUGAUAUAUCUGAUACAUGUAAAAGAAAUGGCUGAGCAUGUGAGGUCAAGUUUGGAUUCAGAAAUAGAGCUUCUAUUUGUAGAUCUAGAACAGGAUCCUUCAAAGGUUUCAUUUUUGCCUCAUGCUUUUAUUGUGCAAAUUUUCUUUUCCACUCUAGAUGUGACACUUUGUCUUAUUUGAGUGAGAAACUUCUCUUUUUGUUCAAGAUGACAACAAACGAAGACAAAAGCUCACUAGGAAUGCAAUUUAUGUCAAUUAAGAAGUUCUUUUCUCUAUAUAUAUAUAUUUUGCCUCUUGAUGAAAUGAACAAUGAUCCCCUUGCCACAUGACAGGAUAGAUCACAUGGCUAAUGCCAAUUCCUCUAGCGAGCCUACCUCUUCUCAAUCCUCUCAAGUUGUUGAUCUCAGUGGCUGCAUCCCUGGUACUCAGGUCAAUGUGCCAACUUUAAAUGUGCAACUCGUUGACCUCAUUUUUCUUUCAGAUGGCUUCUUGGUAAUCCAGUCGUUUACUUGUUCAGCAAAGAUCAUAUUAAAGAUGCUCUAUAUAAUCAAUCUUUCAACCAAAUCCCUUCAUAUCUAACAAUUAGUGUGCAGGCGUGCUAUUGCCAAUAAAGGAUCUUAACUUGAAGAACUGAUGAGUUUCUCAGUGCCCCAUGAUUUGAGCUUUGGAGGGAACAAUGAAACGUGGGCGGUGAAUUUUCUGGCCAGCAUGCAAUCAAGGUGGGAGAAAUGCAAAACAAACUUGGAGGUCCUUGAAGGUGGAGGUUGUGGAAUGCUAUCCGCAGGCCAGUGGCUUAUAGCAGCUGUCAACACCAACACGCCCUCAACUUCCAAAAUCCGUAUUUGGAGUGCCAAUAACAAGUAGUAACAAAGAUCAGGAAAAAAAAUUAUGAAUAAAGCAUGUAUGAAGCAAAUCAAAUUUGUUAGUUCAUCAAAUUUAAAAGGUUGGUGAAUGGCGAAGGCCCAAUAAACAAAUCAAAAAGAUUGAUAAAUUGAAUAAGUUACUAAAUCAAAAGUCAAUCACUCC
This is a messenger RNA of Rubroshorea leprosula, 1120 nucleotides long. NCBI's taxonomy places the organism in Eukaryota, Viridiplantae, Streptophyta, Magnoliopsida, Malvales, Dipterocarpaceae. The record is from the annotation of a GenBank genome assembly.